AUGGUAACAAAAACGAAGAAGAAGAACACAUCACGAAAGAAUUCCGCUGCAUCUCCCACCAAAGAGAAGAAAGUGGAGUUUAACGGCUCUGGAUUGAAAGCAAGCAAUGGCCAUUUCAAAAAUGGUGGUCUCAGGCCGUCCCCGUCCACGAAUACUUUAAAUAGACUUGCACGAGAGAAAAUUGUUUUGUGGAGACAACCGCUAACAACCACUUAUUAUGCUUUAAUGGAAGUGCUCAACUUAACAUGCGAAUUUAUAGCGGGGAUGUUUCACCAAAAAGCGUUGUUGUUCUCAAUUUCUGUUAUUUCUGCACUUAUUUAUUACGCGUAUAUUACUCCUGGUCCACAUCAGCAGCAUAUCGCUGUAAUAGAGAAGACAUGCGCAUGGUGAGU
This is a messenger RNA of Strongylus vulgaris, 392 nucleotides long. NCBI's taxonomy places the organism in Eukaryota, Metazoa, Nematoda, Chromadorea, Rhabditida, Strongylidae. The record is from the annotation of a GenBank genome assembly.